Molecule: messenger RNA, 1236 nt
Organism: Fusarium pseudograminearum CS3096
Lineage: Eukaryota; Fungi; Ascomycota; Sordariomycetes; Hypocreales; Nectriaceae
Exons: 1
Coding region: 1-1236 (411 amino acids)
Source: RefSeq, a predicted model, not a curated record
AUGGCCAGUUUCAAACGAGUAGCCGAGGUGCUCCUUGAGCCUCUCGGACUCGAAAUCACGUCCAUCAAAGAACUACAAACACUGUGGGCUGGAUACGGCCACAUCUGUGCCAUCACCGCAAGACCAGCCGAUUCUAAAGCCGCAGCCGCAGCCCGUCAUCUGACCCACGCAAAAGGAUCAAACAACACUUUCUUUCUCAUCCUCAAACUCAUUUCUCCCCCUCCAGGUCCAACUGAUGAAGGACAUCUGAGAAAGAUCCUGAGUUACGAUGUGGAGCAGUAUUUCUACGAACAUGUUGCUCCGCACCUGGAAGAGGACACAGCCGUGGCGCACUGCUUGACGUCGAGCUGGAAAACGAAACAUGAGGGCGGCGAGCUGAAGGAUCUUACCGCUACGAUUCUUACAGAUUUGAGAGUCCACUUUCCAGUCGAAGGUGGUAAGAGAUCCGUUCUUGGACCGAGACAGGUGCAGUCUGCACUGGAGUGGUUGGCCAGGUUCCACAGUAGCUCAUGGAAGUCACUGCCCCCGAAUCUCGAUGAGUACCUCCUCCCACCAGUGGACGAGUUCAAGAGACGAGAGACUCAAACCGGAGGGACUAAGUUGUGGCUCAAUGGUGGCUAUACUUAUCUCGCCACUCGACGCAGCGAGUACAAUUCACUUGCUGUCGAUACAUACUCUGAAUGGUCCGAGGCCUUUUGCACGCCCUUUCAAGGAUCAGACAGGUCAGUCGCCGAACUAGUAGCCGAGUUCUUGAUUCCUACCGGUCGGCCCUUUGAGACGUUGAUCCACGGCGACGUCAAGUCCGAAAACCUCUUCACCACCGAGUCUGGUGAAGAUGUCUGCUUCUUCGAUUUUCAGUAUGUCGGUUUAGGUCUUGGUGUUUGUGAUCUAGCCAAGCUAUUCACAUGUUCUGUCCCGCUGGACAUGCUGACCGACAAACCCUCGAUUCCACACGAGAUGGCCAUGGACCGUGGCGAAGAGACCUUGUUGUACUUGUAUCAGGAGACAUUGCUUUCUCGCCGACCUGCUGAUAAGAAGACGUUUGAUUAUGAAUGGGAUACGUUUGUGAGGCACUGGGAGUGUGCGCUUGUGGAUUGGUGUAGAUUCCAGGCAUCUUGGGGAUUCUGGGGAAAUACGGAGUGGUUAGAGGCGAGGGUUAGAUAUAUUCUCGAGGAUGAGGGAUGGAAGGAGUGGUUGCUGAAAGAGACAUGUGGGAAGGGUCCUUUAAGCAAGUAG